Sphenostylis stenocarpa is the source of this 1326-nucleotide messenger RNA. NCBI's taxonomy places the organism in Eukaryota, Viridiplantae, Streptophyta, Magnoliopsida, Fabales, Fabaceae. The record is from the annotation of a GenBank genome assembly.
AUGAGUCAGCCUAAGAUAAAGCGUCGAGUUGGUAAAUAUGAGGUGGGGAGGACAAUUGGUGAAGGUACAUUUGCAAAGGUAAAAUUUGCAAGGAACUCUGAAACAGGAGAAUCUGUGGCUCUCAAAAUUCUUGACAAGGAGAAGGUGCUCAAGCACAAGAUGGCUGAGCAGAUCCGGAGAGAGGUAGCUACGAUGAAAUUAAUCAAGCAUCCAAAUGUUGUUCAACUGUAUGAGGUCAUGGGAAGCAAGACAAAAAUAUAUAUUGUUUUGGAGUUUGUGACUGGUGGGGAGCUCUUUGACAAAAUUGUAAACCAUGGACGGAUGAGUGAAAAUGAAGCACGUAGAUAUUUCCAACAGCUUAUAAAUGCUGUUGAUUAUUGCCACAGCAGGGGUGUCUACCACAGAGAUCUGAAGCCAGAGAAUUUGCUCUUAGAUACUUAUGGGAACCUUAAAGUUUCCGAUUUUGGAUUGAGUGCCCUCUCCCAGCAAGUUAGGGAUGAUGGGCUUCUCCAUACUACAUGUGGGACUCCAAAUUAUGUUGCUCCAGAGGUCCUUAAUGAUAGAGGCUAUGAUGGAGCAACUGCAGACUUGUGGUCGUGUGGGGUGAUUCUCUUUGUAUUGGUUGCAGGUUACUUGCCUUUUGACGACCCUAAUCUUAUGAACCUGUAUAAGAAAAUCUCAGCUGCUGAAUUUACUUGCCCCCCAUGGCUUUCUUUCAGUGCCAGGAAAUUGAUUACAAGAAUCUUGGAUCCUGAUCCCACAACUCGUAUCACUAUUCCUGAGAUUUUGGAUGAUGAAUGGUUUAAGAAAGAUUAUAAGCCUCCAGUUUUUGAGGAGAAUGGAGAAACCAACCUCGAUGAUGUUGAAGCUGUCUUUAAAGAUUCUGAAGAGCACCAUGUGACAGAGAAGAAAGAAGAGCAGCCAACAGUAAUGAAUGCGUUUGAGUUAAUUUCCAUGUCCAAAGGGCUGAACCUUGAAAACUUGUUUGAUACAGAGCAGGGGUUCAAAAGGGAAACAAGAUUCACAUCUAAAUCACCUGCAGAUGAGAUAAUCAGCAAGAUUGAGGAAGCUGCAAAGCCUCUUGGCUUUGACGUGCAGAAGAAAAAUUUCAAGAUGAGGCUUGCAAAUGUGAAAGCUGGAAGGAAGGGAAACCUUAAUGUUGCCACUGAGAUAUUUCAAGUGGCACCUUCUCUUCACAUGGUUGAGGUACGGAAGGCAAAAGGAGAUACAUUGGAGUUCCACAAGUUCUACAAAAAGCUUUCAACAAGCCUGGAUGAUGUUGUUUGGAAAACAGAAGAUGAUAUGCAAAUGAGAGAAACAAAGUGA